Molecule: messenger RNA, 579 nt
Organism: Sparassis crispa
Lineage: Eukaryota; Fungi; Basidiomycota; Agaricomycetes; Polyporales; Sparassidaceae
Exons: 2
Coding region: 1-579 (192 amino acids)
Source: RefSeq, a predicted model, not a curated record
AUGAACAGCGACGAAAUGGACGACGAUAACAUCUGGCUCGACGACCCCAAAGCUCUGGAAGACACUGAGUGGUCCAAAUUGUCGUCUGAUUUCACCAAUGCAGGAUACCGCGAGGGUAUCACCGCGGGAAAGGAGUCCGCUCUGCAGCAAGGUUUUGACGAAGGAUUUGCGGAAGUUGGAGCACCCCUUGGACGGGAGCUAGGGAGCUUGCGCGGGCUAGCAUCAGCGCUGCUGGCUUUCCUUACAAGCAACUCGCAAGAGCGUCCGGACGACCUAACGGAACUGCAAGAGAUGGUGUCUCAGCUGGGGAGUGUACGUUUCUCUGACAUCGUCCCGCUGGAUCUAGAGGCAGAGCGUCAUGCGCGCGAACAUCUGGACAUGGAUGGAGAAGACGAGGGCGAGCUUGAUCUCGAGCUCAACGAGGAGUUGAAGGAUAAGCGAGAUAUUGAGAGGCUUGAGGAUAUGAUGGCGCAGGUCAGCGCUGGGGCUGCACGACCGACCAGGGAAGAUGUGCAGCGCCUGAAGGAGCAGUUGAGGAACUUGUGCGAUGAGCUCGGAAUUCCAGUGCAAUGGAGUUGA